Messenger RNA from Fusarium tjaetaba, 1722 nucleotides. RefSeq lists its product as uncharacterized. Bases 1 to 1722 code for a protein of 573 amino acids. The transcript is spliced from 5 exons. Lineage: Eukaryota; Fungi; Ascomycota; Sordariomycetes; Hypocreales; Nectriaceae. The record is from RefSeq and is a predicted model, not a curated record.
AUGUCCGACAAAAAUCAACUUGAAACCCCAGUAUGUCUCGAUGCGAGCCUCUGCCGACUCUGCCGUUUCCCUAUCAGCAGGGAGAAAGAGGAGAUUGCUGCUUGUCGCGCCAUCGCCUUCCACGCUAAAUGCGUUGAGAUGGCCGCUCCUUUUGGAAUUCCUCUCCCUCGGUACCCCCUUGUCACCGAGUACUCUUACCGUCAUGCCUCGUUAUGCCAUGAAAGACGGAGGCGCCGUGUUCGGGAAUUGAUAGAGAGUGCCCUGCGUAAAACAUAUGGCAAGCUGCCGCCAGAGCUUUGGCAUAUCGUGUCUGCAGACGAAGAGUUGAUCAGACUUUACACCAUAGCAGAGCUUUCUCCGAAGCGUCACAAGACUGAAUGGUCUGUUGAUCUGUCACUCCCAGUGUUGAUCACAGUCGCCAGAAUGGAUGGUGCGGGCGACCACCUCGGCAUCAGGCGAAUCACUUCAGACCCGAAAGAAUCCAGCUUAGAUGCAUUAUAUCCGGCCUAUUGGGAAACAGUACCUGCAAACAGCCAGACGAUAACUUUCCUUGGUGAUGGCCUUAAGCUUCGAAAGCUAUUGACUCCUUCGAACUACCCUCGAGUUUUCUGGCCUCGUCCAGUAACGCCGUCUGAACUCGAGUCGAUGACAUUCUACUAUGCUGGUUGGGGCGAAGGGGCUCUUGAGGCCAGGUUAAGAACACUGACUUUCAAUGAACCCAGUACAGCUGGAUAUUCCGUAUGUUGGGCCAAGGAUGAGAUGGUCUCAAUUCAUGUUCAUCGCAACACGGAACAUGGAACAUCGAGAAUCCGACCGUACACUAUAGAUGACCACUCUGAGUUUGAUGAUCGAAGUCUCCUCAAGUGGACUUACUAUCCUAUCCAGGAGGAUGAGUUCAUUCAAGAGAUCUGGCUACGAGGGUCCGAGAAAUAUGAUACGACUCGGCCCCUCCCAUCUCAAGGUGACGGCGGUGUGAAAUAUCAAAUGUCGACUCCAUGGGGGUUGAACAAAUACAAGAGGCCCAGUGACAUAGCUCUUGCGCUUGUUACGAGCAAAGGCCGAAAGAUUGUUGCCGGAAGUUUCCCAGACCACCAUGAACAAUACUCAUCAUAUUGGAAACAUCGUCACUGGGACUUGGUAGCGAAAACAUCCGUGAACGCUCCACUUCGAGUUUUCUUCUCUCCCUCAGACCGUGGAAUUCCUCUGAUAGCUGCAACAAGAUUGUCAGACAACCAUACCACAGCCCCUCCACCGAGUCAAACACCGCUUGGUACUAUGCCACGUUUCAACCCGCUCCAUACGCUACACUACUCAUCCGCGUCCUUAGAAAACAUCACAGAAGUCCUAGUCUGCAAGAGCAAGAAUGAGAGAGACACGGGCGUAAUUCGACACUUUGACUUGGAAAACAGCCGUUUAGUCGAAGCUCCUUAUAAGAAGGUCGCUGGACUAUUGUUUAGGUACGCCGACGGUAGUGAGGCUAGCGUUGGGUGCUUUCGAUUUGACUGGGCCGAGACGCCGCUUGCAAGAGAUGGCUCAAGGGGACUUUUUGUCGGGACACGGCCAGGCAAGAUUGUGCAGAUACCUCCACAUGUAGCUGCCGUUGAUAUCAAGCCUCCAGAAGCCGAAGGAGAGUUUACUUGGAUGGAGAUGCCCUGGGCUGGAGUACUUGAGUGGUGGUUCAACCCUGAUAACUUGGACACUAGCAUCACCCAUAUCCUUUAA